GCACGAAAGCUAAAACCCCCACCCACGCGUCACACCACACCACUACCGUCCCGUUUCCCCCACACCACCGCCACCGCCGCGAUGGCCGCCGCCCGCCGCCUCCUCCUCCUCCUGGCCGUGACCCUCGCCGCCGCCGCCCGCGCCCACAACAUCACGGACAUCCUCGACGGCUACUCCGAGUACUCGCUCUACAACAACUACCUCUCCCAGACCAAGGUCUGCGACGAGAUCAACGGCCGCAGCACCGUCACCUGCCUCGUCCUCACCAACGGCGCCAUGUCCUCCCUCGCCGCCAACCUCUCCCUCGCCGACGUCAAGAACGCGCUCCGCCUCCUCACCCUCCUCGACUACUACGACCCCAAGAAGCUGCACUCGCUCCACGGCGGCUCCGAGCUCACCACCACGCUCUACCAGACCACCGGCGACGCCUCCGGGGACAUGGGCCACGUCAACAUCACCAACCUCCGCGGCGGCAAGGUCGGCUUCGCCUCCGCCGAGCCCGGCUCCAAGUUCCAGGCCACCUACACCAAGUCCGUCAAGGAGGAGCCCUACAACCUCUCCGUCCUCGAGGUCUCCGACCCCAUCACCUUCCCCGGCCUCUUCACCUCCCCCUCCGCCGCCUCCACCAACCUCACCGCGCUCCUCGACAAGGCUGGCUGCAAGCGCUUCGCGCGCCUCAUCGUCUCGUCCGGGGUCGUCAAGACGUACCAGGCGGCCAUGGACAAGGGACUCACCCUCUUCGCGCCCACCGACGACGCCUUCCAGGCCAAGGGCCUGCCGGAUCUGGGCAAGCUCACCGGCGCCGACCUCGUGGCGCUGCUGGAGUACCACGCGCUGCCGCAGUACGCGCCCAAGGCGUCGCUCAAGACCAUGAAGGGCGGCAUCCCGACCCUGGCCUCCACCGGCAAGGGCAAGUACGACCUCUCCGUGGUCGCCAAGGGCGACGACGUGUCCAUGGACACCGGCAUGGACAAGUCCCGCGUCGCGUCCACGGUGCUCGACGACACCCCGGUGACCGUGCACACGGUGGACAGCGUGCUGCUGCCGCCGGAGCUCUUCGGCGGCGCGCCGUCGCCGGCACCAGGAGCGUCGGCCGAUGCGCCAGCGUCGGCCCCUGCACCAGAAGCCUCCUCCGCGCCGGCGCCCUCGCCUAACCACGACAAGACGAAACCGAAACACAAGUCGCCAGCGCAUUCCCCGCCCGCGCCGCCGGCUGAUACGCCUGACACGGCCCCCGCCGAGUCGCCGGAGGGAGACGAGGAGGCGGACAAGGCCGACGACAAGAACGGCGCGACCGCGGUGAGCAUGGGCAUCGCGGCCAUGGUGGCCUCGGUCGCUCUGGUCGGCGCGACACUCCUCUGAUCUGCCCCAAGUGUUCGACAUCGAGCACUCGUUCUGUUUUCCUCAUGAUGUGAUGCACUCCGGUCGUGGUUGCGAGUUCGUCGGCCAUUGAAAUGCUCACACCCGAAGCUGUUACUUCUUCCUGGUUGGAUCAUUUGGGCGAUUGUGAUACCUUCCCUGGUACUGGUAGUUUCAGUAGCUGCGUAGUUACAAGUCUAUUGAGUUUGAUUUUGCUAUGAUGCUCGUUGCAGUUGUUGAUGCAUUGCAUUCCAUCUGCCAAGAACUCCAAUUCCAUAUCCUGACGCAGUUAUCUAGCAUUCUCGAUGAAGUAACUUGUGAAGAGAGACUUGAUCUUACUACGAGUUAAUUGAUGCAUUGGUUCGUUGUA
Triticum urartu is the source of this 1729-nucleotide messenger RNA. Its product is annotated as fasciclin-like arabinogalactan protein 10. Gene Ontology annotation, cellular component: plasma membrane. Lineage: Eukaryota; Viridiplantae; Streptophyta; Magnoliopsida; Poales; Poaceae. The record is from RefSeq and is a predicted model, not a curated record.